This is a messenger RNA of Athene cunicularia (burrowing owl), 4120 nucleotides long. It is a transcript of the gene REEP2, whose product is annotated as receptor accessory protein 2. The coding region runs from base 16 to 828 and encodes 270 amino acids. Gene Ontology annotation, molecular function: microtubule binding; taste receptor binding. Gene Ontology annotation, cellular component: cytoplasmic microtubule; endoplasmic reticulum tubular network; endoplasmic reticulum membrane. The transcript has 8 exons. Gene Ontology annotation, biological process: endoplasmic reticulum tubular network organization. NCBI's taxonomy places the organism in Eukaryota, Metazoa, Chordata, Aves, Strigiformes, Strigidae. The record is from RefSeq and is a predicted model, not a curated record.
UUUUCCAGAUCUUUCAUGAAGAUGAGCAGCACAGAUCUCAACACUGAUUCCUGUUGGAUUCCACUGGUGAAGUGGAUGAUGUACUGGAUUGUGUUUGCCUUUUUUACCACUGCAGAAACACUCACAGACAUUGUUCUUUCUUGGGCUGAGAGAUGCCCUGUUUAUGGAGUUUUCAUGGCUAUGGAUGAAAGACUAAAUGAGACUCGAAGAAGGUUUCCCUUUUAUUUCGAGCUGAAAAUUGCAUUUGUGAUUUGGCUGCUCUCCCCUUACACCAAGGGCUCCAGUGUCCUCUACAGGAAGUUUGUGCACCCAACGCUCUCCAAUAAGGAGAAGGAAAUUGAUGAAUACAUUACUCAGGCUCGUGACAAGAGCUAUGAAACCAUGAUGCGAGUUGGCAAGAGAGGGUUAAACCUUGCUGCCAAUGCAGCAGUUACUGCAGCUGCAAAGGGUCAGGGAGUUUUGUCUGAAAAGCUGCGAAGUUUCAGCAUGCAGGAUCUCACUCUGAUACGGGAUGAAGAUACUGUGCAUAUGAGAGGCCAUGAGCCACAGCUGCACCCCUCUGGUGGGAGUCUUCUUGAAACAAUUGAGGAUUCAGCUUCCUGUUACUCCUCAGGAGAGGAGAGCAGUGUGGCACAGCGGUCUAAUGGAACCCUGUCGGAGACCAGAACAGACCCAUCAGAUGAAGAUGGAGGAGACAAACUUCCUAAACGUACCCAGAGUCUCAAAACUCCUAAGAAGAUGAUGAAAGCUGAGCUUCCAGUAAGAAGUGUGAAAGCCCGCCCUAAGAAGAAAGCUGCAGGCUCCCUUGCUUCUGGCGAGUCAUCCUAAGGAGACCUCCCCCUCCCCAGCACCUGUCUCUGUUCCGGGAUUUGCCUGUCACUUUUGAGGGGAAACUCCCCAAAGGAAGGGAGCCGAGAUUCAUGUACAUAACAGAUACUGCUUUGUAGAGCUCAUUCCAAGGCAAGGGGGAGGCUGGGAUUCAGAAAAUGGAGUAGAGGAUACACAUCCUCUGGAAUUUUCUCCUUUUCAUCUCUCUGUCAGACGGAAUGCUGAUAUGUCUGUACAUAGCCUGUUGCUUUGGAAUUCCCACUGUAUAACCCUAGUUGGGGAGAAUCUUUGCUGGAACAACUGACUAGGGUUGGAGACAGAUUUCUUCUUCUUGCACAGAAGCUGGAAAAAUAUUAGACGCUGGAGUUCCACAGGGGUGGGUGGCUCCCUAAAAUGUCUUAUCUUGCUCUGGGUAUUCUUCUGCAGCUGUGUGUUGUUAAGAAGUGCCCACCAUGAUUCAUCCUCCUUAAGAAUGAACUGUAUCUGUCAUGUCCAUCCCCUUUGAGAAGGUGACUGAAAUGGUGUAUGCUGAGUGCUUUUGAACAUAGAGGACUAGCUCAUGGGAGGAGUAUGCUAGAUUCGCAUUACUAGUACUGGAAGAUGAAGAGAUUGGGGAUUAUUUCAUUUUUUCUGGAAGCUGAAGGGAGAUAACUGAAAAACUGAGUGCAAUGGAGUAGGUGCAGGUAUCUGUGAGAGUUAAAUAUUGAGAAGGGAAGUUGGGCAUCUGUAAGAUUUUGGCUCUUCUUGAAGCUGCUUGAAUUUUGUUUCAGGUUCUGUUGUUCACUUUGAUUCCUGUGAGAGUAUCAGCAUGAGGCGAGUCCCCUGCAGUGGGAAAAGUUGGCAGAGAGACUGUUGCUUUGCCAUUUAGUGAUUGAUCAUGUCAGCCCGAUGCUUGUUGCUACAGACAAAUCCUUUUGUUCUAGCAGAUGACUGGGGAGAAUCUGGUUCAGUAUAGCCCGUGAGCAUACUUGAGAAUUUCAGAAGUCCUUAUCCCUCAGCCUUAGGAGAUCCAGUCCUCAGGGCAUGAGAGCUGAUAAACAGCUGAUGCAUGAAUUUCACUAGUUCCAGGAUUCCAUUUAUGGGGGAUAAAAAGCAGGGAGUAGGGCACAAUACUCUGAUCAGUCAGUCCUCUUGCUUUAUGCUACUGCAGCCCUUGCACAGAUUUUCUGUCUGACCAUGUGCCAUGUUCAUCAGAUUCCUGAGGCUCGAGCAAUUUAUAACACUUGGGACAGAACUAUAUUGAAUGUAGAAUAUGUAUUGCAGGAGUGAAAUUGCAGAGCUGCAGAGAGAAUUCGCAUCAUGCCAAGCCAUGCUGGGUUCUAAUCUGUUGAACAUUGAGGGGAGAUCCCUUGUAGGCAGGCCAACAGGGUCAGUGGGAAUUUAUGAAUUAGGGUUCUUGGUGAGAUCUAUAAUGGGGGGACCACCAUUAUAGACUUGGUUGUCUGAAUGAGUACUUGAUGGUCUUAAUCUUUACUAAAACUACUUAUGGAAGGAACCUGGCUCCUCCUUCCCUACUGAAGACCAUUCUUAGCUCUAGGUGCAGGUAUUUGUGUUUGCCCAGUAUUUUGCUGUUGACAAUGUAUAGAAGCACUUCUGCGAGUAACGUUCCACAAGUACUUCUAUCCUAAAGAAUAGCCCUUCAAAAGUUUGUAAAGUUGAAGGUUAGGACUGAAUUUUUUCUUGUUUCCCAUUGUCUUGGUGAGAAAUUGUUAUGAAUUGACUAGUUAUUUUAGGAAACCAAUUAAGUUGUUUUUACUUUUAUUUGUAGCUUUUAAACAUUGAAGUCCUGACAGACGUCAGAAACUUCCAUCCUGCCAGAAAUACUGUCCUAAAUUAUCCACAAGGCCUUAUGCAGAAGCCAGUAGAAAAUCCUUGAUGCACAAAAGAAAAGCAAGUAUUUUGUUAUUUUUAGUUUAACAGACAUUGUAUAUGUGUCUCACCGGUACAUGCAAAGGCAUGUUCUGAGCAGGAAUUCUGCUUCUGAAGGAAAUUCCCCUCUUCCAUACAAGGGAUAGAAAAUUUUUACCGAGUAUGUGGAAGAUUCAGGUGUAAGGAAUUUCUGUCCUAGCUUUCGCUGUAUGGAACAAUAUAGAAUCAUUAUUCUCUAUAUACCAAGUACCUAUAUGAGCACAUUUCUUGAAAAAUUUUUUCCUUUAACUAAAAAUUUCCAUAGCAAAUUAUUUAUGUAAAUCAUUGUGAGGGGACUUGAUUUGGAAGCCGAGGUUUGGUUAGUUUCCCCUUAUGCCAAUCUCCACGCUUUUUCCUUGCACAUGUAUGGUGAUAGCCUUGGAUUACUUGGUUUUCAUACAGUGACUUUCCAGAAUGUUUUCUAGAAUCAGUUCAUUUGUAGUAACUCUUCUUUCUUUGCAGCACAGGAGGAAUCUCUAAAGACUCAGUUUUGGCAUUUGGAUUUACCUUUGUCUUCCUGAGCUAGGUCCUGCACUGAGUAUCUUACUUAGCAUUGAUACUUGAUGUCAUUAGUCUGUGAGUAAGUAUGGGUCAGUCUUACUCUGACUUUGGUUGAAGAGGAAAUUAAAUGAAUUCUGGUUGUAAGGGAGAGUCUGGAGCAGAGUCAGGGACUAUUAUCUAGUGUAUGAUACAAAGCUGAUGAUGCCAAGCAGCAGAACUUACCCAGAGCAAGAACAAUGUCUUAGCAUAGACACUAUUUUCUUCUUCCAGUACAAAUGUGACUGCUAGAUUGUGCUCUGCUUGAUCAAAGCCUCUGCGGAUCUGCCACCACCCAUGUGAUCUCUUAGUGAGUUUCUAGAUAUAGUUCUGCAUUGGAUGGCAUGGUCUUGCAUAGAAAUUCUCUUGUUAAUGAGAACGCUGAAUGUGCUGUUUUGAUAAAAUGCUUUUAUCAGCUGUUGUUCAGUGUUUUCAGCAGGAAAUGCUGGAAUGUAGUUUCUCUUCAGUAUCAUCUGUGGGCUUCGUUGUGCAGUUAAGCAAAUGGUUAAAUCUUUAUCUAGCAGUAGAACCCCUUGUAUUCAGUAAGUGUUUAUACCCCUUUCCUAAUACACCUGGGCACAAAGAGAAACCAGUAAAAGAAAAUAACUGAAGUGGGAGGGGGGGAGAUAGGGGCAUGGUAUGUGUGUGUCAUACUUUGUGUGCCUAAAAAUUAUCCUAAAAUACCUGCACCUGAGAUAUAACGUGAAGCCAUGACUGUCUUUUGGAAAGAAACGUUGUACCUCCAUGCUGUAUAAUACUAUGAGUCAGUGUUCUGCUGCUGGAAAAGAAAAUAGUGAAAUGUGUGAAACUUAAGGAUUUGCUGCAUAAAAGGGAAAACGGUUUCUUG